Messenger RNA from Doryrhamphus excisus (bluestripe pipefish), 3050 nucleotides. The record is from RefSeq and is a predicted model, not a curated record. NCBI's taxonomy places the organism in Eukaryota, Metazoa, Chordata, Actinopteri, Syngnathiformes, Syngnathidae.
GUGGAGGUGUUUCCGCCGGUUCGUCCCUAGCUAGCCAGUUAGCAACACAGUAAUCCCCUCCUGUGACGUCCUUAAGCUUUAAAGCUUACUCACUUUAAUGGCGGUUACUUGCCGGAGCUGUCUUGUCCCGGACCGAGCCUGGCCGUCCCUGAGACGGAGAGAAUGGUCUUCGUAGGACGAGGCCAAGAAUGAUCCCGAAGCCGCGGUUCACCUGCCGAGCUCCGACCGACGUGAAUGUGCACAAAACGAGCUUGAACAAAAAGCCCCGCUUGUUGUCCUAUUGUUCUUUCUAGAGCGUUCCGUCCGGCCCACAACAAUCGGGGACACCUGUGAGACUGACGCGCCAACGUAGAAGGAACAGGAAGCAGGUGAAUGCGAUUGGGGUGCCUUCAUGACGCCUCGGACGUCUCGCUAUUCCCCGAUAGAAGCUCGUGGGAAGGAGAUGUUCAAGGCACCGCUUGCAAAAUCGGUUGACUGACAAUCCGAGGAAGCAGGAGAAAUACAUAACCGACAAACUAAAUGGCGUUUCCGUCAUUCUACACAGCCAGUAUAACACAAAGCUAGCAGCGGGCCGCUAUCUCUACAUCGGAUGUUGAUUAUACAGAUCAUAAACUAUAUUAUAACAUAUUAUACAGAUCAUGAACAUAAUACAGAUUCAGAUGAGUUCAGCUGACCGGAAUAAUACUGAAAUUAUGCCCACCUCUGCUCGUUGGUCCCGGGGAGUUGGAGCCUUCUGUCCGCUUUGACUGCUCAUGCAGCCAAACGUUAUCUUUAGAUGUCACUGUGACGUCACAGAUGCUGCCCGGAGCAUAUUAUUCGGACCUUCGUUUCUCCAGAAGCUGCUUUCAUUCCUCUUUCACUUCCCUCAAACUGAAAGAGGUGUUGUUGACCCCCCCCACUGGAAGGAAAAGCUGGGGGGUCUCGCCCCUCGAUGGCACGAGUUUGCAAGUUUGACACUUAUAUAGUUAUACAAUAACUUCAUAUUAUAAAGCCAAUUUAGUUCAUCUUCGAACUCGUCCUUGUAGUCCGUUUGACUUGUGUGUGAAUGUCCUAAAGAUAAUGCUACUCAUUAUCCUUCUUAAACAAUAAUUACAAACGCAAUGACUGUAAUUAUCGCUUACGGUGAAGAGCGUGUUGUUGUAAUGUCACACUGCCACCACGAGAGGGUGCCAGAGCUUUUCAGAGAGAAACAAAGCGAGCGCCUUGUUGUACAUUCAAGAUUAAAGGUUCAUUUUGACCAUUUUUGCCCCGAAUAGAAUGUGGACAUGAACCGGACAUGAUCAUUCAGGAGAAUGAUCGAAAAUUAUAAGUGAAUUUAUAUUUUAUAGUAAACAAUCAAUGUGCUUCUAUAAAUGUGAUGAUGUCCACUCGUGUGUAACUGUUGUUUUUUUACUGUAGGACUUGAAAGCAGCACAAAGUAAUGUCACCGACACUAUGAAGAAAACUGUUUUUAAAAGACAAGAGAGAAUAUUUGAAGCUUUGUAUGUAACCAGUACAGCCCAGUGGACCCCACGCCAAGAGUGUAAAUAUAAAUGUAUACAUGAGAAGGAUGUCUGGUGAUUGGUGGCAGCAGUAGCUAAUGGCUAGCCGCUAGCCUCGUCUGGACGCCAUCACUGUACAAACACUUCCAAAUGUACCCAACAUCAGACUUUAGAGGUGUGGGACCAACACCCUCAGGCUGCCGCGUCCCUCCUCCAAGAACAAACGCUGCAUUCAUGGCCUGCAGACUGCUCCCCCCGCCUGCAGACGCUAGCAAAGCAGUCCGGCCGACAAUGAGGAGAGUGUGCACGGCUUGGUGUGCAUGCGGCCUGCAGCUCGCCUUCCUCCUCACUGGGGUCUGUGGGCAGCCCCAGCCCAGACCGUCUUUUACGUGCGGGGGGAACCUCACCGGAGAGUCGGGGAUCAUCGGGAGCCAAGGAUACCCGGGAGUUUACCCCCCCAACACCAAAUGCGUGUGGAGGAUCACAGUCCCGGAGGGAAAGGUGGUGGUGCUGUCCUUCCGCUUCCUGGACCUGGAGAACGACAGCCUGUGUCGCUACGACUACGUGGACGUGUACAGCGGCCACGCCAACGGCCAACGGCUGGGCCGCUUCUGUGGCACCUCCAAGCCGGGGGCGCUGGUCUCCACGGGCAACAAGAUGACGCUGCAGAUGGUGUCGGACGCCAACACGGCCGGGAGCGGCUUCCUGUCCGUCUUCUCUGCCGCGCAGCCGCACGAGAGAGGGGAGCAGUACUGCGGGGGCAGGCUGGACAGACCUUCUGGGACCUUCAAAACCCCCAACUGGCCUGACAGGGACUACCCGGCUGGUGUCACGUGCUCGUGGCACAUCGUGGCACCGAAGAACCAGAUCAUCGAAGUGAAGUUUGAGAAGUUCGACGUGGAGAGAGACAACUACUGCCGCUACGACCACGUCUCCAUUUUUAACGGGCCCGAAAUCAACGAUGCCAAGAAGAUCGGGAAAUACUGCGGCGACAGCCCCCCAGCGCCCGUCUUGUCUGAGGGCAACCAGCUGCUCAUCCACUUCCUGUCUGACCUCAGCCUGACGGCGGACGGCUUCAUCGGCCACUACAAGUUCCGACCCAAGAAGUUCUCCGUCGCCACCACGCCGCCGCCCACCACCACGCCGCCCCCCACCAGCAGGCCCAUACGUAGCUCUCAAGUACUCCAUGGCUUUGUGUCGUCAGAAAUGCAAAAGACGAGGAACGUUGGAGAGCAACUUCUGCUCCAGCAACUUUGCGAUCACGGGCACGGUGAUCUCGGCGGCGGCGAGAGGAGGCAGCGCGUGGGCCACGGUGUCCAUCUUGAACGUGUACAAGGAGGGCAGCCUGGCCAUCCAGCAGGCGGGAAAGACCAUGAGCACCAAGAUCCUGAUCCUGUGUAGGAAGUGUCCCUUCGUCAGACGAGGCUUGAACUACGUCUUCAUGGGCCACGUGGACCAGGAGGGCCGUGGGACGGUGGGCCCCCAGCACCUGGUGCUGGCCUUCAAGAGCAAGAACCAGAAGGUGCUCGGCGUCCUGAAGAACAAACGCUGCUGAGAUGACCACGGUCU